AUGCCAAAAGUUUACUUACUUGAUUACGUCGCUGGGAAUGUGCGGAGUUUAGUCAAUGCAAUUGAGAAGGUGGGAUACACGGUGGAAUGGAUAAAGUCACCAGAAGAUGUUGAGAAAGCGGAUAAACUCAUACUCCCGGGAGUAGGUCAUUUCGGCCAUUGCAUGACCCAAUUCGCCGAAGCCAAUUACCUACCCGCGAUUCGAAAACACAUUGACUCUGGAAAACCGUUCAUGGGAAUUUGCGUCGGACUACAAGCAUUAUUUGAAGGAUCGUCGGAAGCUCCCUCCGUUUCUGGGCUCGGUGUUAUAAAAGGACGUCUCGAUCGUUUCGAUGACUCCUCGAAAUCUGUACCUCACAUAGGUUGGAACUCUGCGAAUACGACAGAUAAGAAGGUCUAUGGGCUGCUACCUAGUUCGAAAUAUUACUACGUUCACAGCUAUAAAGUACCGUACAAAAAGGGCGAGCUGGAGGCGCAGGGAUGUUCAGUCGCGACAGCUCGAUAUGGAGACGAGGAGUUUGUGGGUGCCGUUGCAAAAGAUAACGUCCUCGCGACGCAGUUUCAUCCAGAGAAAAGUGGUGCUGCGGGACUGCGGGUUCUAAAAGCUUUCCUGGAUGGCGAGAAAGAAAGUGGUAUAGCUGGGUUGGAAGCUAUGGAAGAGGGAUUGACAAGAAGGGUGAUUGCAUGCUUAGAUGUGCGGACAAACGACCAGGGCGAUUUGGUCGUGACAAAGGGUGACCAAUAUGAUGUGAGGGAAAAGACGGAUGGCGGAAACGUUAGGAAUUUGGGAAAGCCAGUGGAAAUGGCGAGGAAAUACUAUGAACAAGGUGCAGAUGAAGUGACGUUUCUUAACAUCACAAGUUUUAGGGACUGUCCCAUAGCAGAUUUACCGAUGCUGGAAAUUCUGCGGCAAACAUCGAAAACUGUUUUCGUUCCCCUGACAAUAGGUGGCGGGAUCAGGGACACGACAGAUACUGAUGGUACGAAAGUCUCAGCUCUCGAAAUCGCAACUAUGUACUUCAAAAGCGGAGCGGAUAAAGUGUCGAUAGGUUCAGACGCCGUUACAGCAGCUGAAGAAUAUUAUGCUGCCGGCAAGAAGCUUUCGGGAAAGACGGCGAUUGAGCAGAUAUCUCAAGCUUAUGGAAAUCAAGCCGUGGUAGUAAGCGUCGACCCAAAACGAGUAUACGUCGCCGAUUCAUCAGAAACAAAACACAACGCGAUACCCACCACGACGCCUGGUCCAAAUCGAGAGAAAUACUGUUGGUACGCAUGUACUAUCAAAGGUGGUCGAGAAACGCGAGAUAUGGAUGUGGUUGAGCUCACACAAGCUGUCGAAGCAAUGGGCUGUGGGGAAAUUCUGCUGAAUUGUAUUGACAAAGAUGGAACGAACAGUGGUUUCGAUCUAGAACUCAUAAACCAAGUCAAGAAUGCGAUCAAAAUCCCGGUGAUAGCUUCUAGCGGAGCUGGAAACCCAGGUCAUUUUGGAGAGGUGUUCGCGAAGACCAAGACGGAUGCCGCGCUAGGAGCUGGGAUGUUCCACCGAGGAGAGUAUACUGUGAAAGAUGUUAAAGAUUUCCUUGGGAAAGAAGGACUUUUGGUUAGACAGUUUGAGGAUAGCAUAUGA
Molecule: messenger RNA, 1623 nt
Organism: Glarea lozoyensis ATCC 20868
Lineage: Eukaryota; Fungi; Ascomycota; Leotiomycetes; Helotiales; Helotiaceae
Product: Ribulose-phosphate binding barrel
Exons: 2
Coding region: 1-1623 (540 amino acids)
Biological process (GO): L-histidine biosynthetic process
Molecular function (GO): oxo-acid-lyase activity; imidazoleglycerol-phosphate synthase activity
Source: RefSeq, a predicted model, not a curated record